AUCCAGUCUUGUUCGGGACACCAAUGCGGCGGCGUUUCGUGCGUUCGGUACAAAUAUCUCGUCGUACACCGAUAUUACACUUAGCAAUACCCGGGUAUAAAAAUAUUAUCGUCACCGUCGUUUUUACUAUACACACAUCACGGAGAAAAAAUAUCGUCCGACGAUUUCUGCCGCUUUUGUUGUUAUAUUAACUAUACUAUAUUAAUAUACACAUUACAUAGGUAUGCAAUAAUAAUGCCUAUUUUUAUUUUUAUAAACAUUAUCUAAUAACAUACCUCCCGCGAGUGUACCAAUCUUUUUUUCGUAUACAUUUUUUGUGCGUGUUUUCGUUGAUACAUUUUCAAGUUGUUUGUUUCUGUUUGUUUUUUGUUUCAAUAUAAUAUCUUAAACCUACAAAUAAGACAUUCACUAGUUUCGUUUUUCGAUGUUCGUCUGUUUUACAAACGUUUCUCACUGCACGGUUACGAAAAUAUGACGGUUACCAAUUACGGCAUGAUGAGGCCCUGUUUUACCGGAUACCCAUUUCAAGGCCAGGGCCGGGUUAACCAGUUAGGCGGCGUGUUUAUCAACGGCAGGCCUUUGCCCAACCACAUCCGGCUGAAGAUCGUCGAAAUGGCCGCGGCCGGCGUGCGACCAUGCGUCAUAUCCAGACAGUUGCGCGUGUCACACGGAUGCGUGUCGAAGAUCCUGAAUCGCUACCAGGAGACUGGCAGUAUCCGGCCGGGCGUGAUCGGCGGCAGCAAGCCUAGAGUGGCCACGCCGGACGUGGAGCGUCGCAUCGAGGAGUAUAAGACGGAAAAUCCCGGAAUUUUCAGCUGGGAAAUUCGUGACAGAAAUGACAAUGAGCCCGCCCAAUAUCACGAUAAUAAAAGAUUGAUUAGAGAAGGAUUGUGUGACCGAGGGAGCGCCCCGUCUAUCAGCGCAAUAUCGAGACUUUUAAGAGGCCACGAUGGUGAUGAUUCUGCUUCGGAAAAAAAAGUUAGCGACGGCAAAACUUCAGAUGGUUCGGACUGCGAUUCAGAACCGGGUAUACCGUUAAAACGCAAACAGCGCCGCAGCAGGACCACGUUUACUGCGCUGCAGUUGGACGAACUAGAAAAGGCGUUCGAACGCACCCAGUACCCGGACAUUUACACCAGAGAAGAGUUAGCCCAGCGCACCAAACUGACCGAAGCCAGAAUACAGGUGUGGUUCAGCAAUCGGCGUGCGAGACUGAGAAAGCAAAUGUCUAGCAACACCGGAAGUUCCACUCCAGGUUCCGGUGGCUAUGGCAUGGGAUUGGCCCUCGGGUACUCGCCGUCUGCUCAGCAGCAACAGAACCAACAGCAACAGUCGUCAGGCCCGAAUUCAUCAUCCACGCCCGCUUACAUAAUGUCGCCACAACAGUUGCACGAACCGUACAACACGACGCCGGACGGAUACAAAGAAACUGACGAUCAUCAUCAUCAGCAGCAACAGCAACAGCAACAACAGCAGCAGCAGCAACAACAGCAGAUGAUCAAGGACGAACAUCAUCAAAACAGCAUGAUGUACAGCGGUCUGGGUGCCACGUCAUUAAUCGACCACGAUAACAGGCCUCAUAGCAACAUCAGCACCGAAGCGGCCACGGCCACUUCGUACAUAGGAAUUACGGGUGGUACUUACCCGACCACGCCGCUCUACACGUCCACCUCGUCACUGCUCACUUCUCAAAUGGGUCAGUUAAAUGGAAGUGGUCAGCUCUCACAAUUGCACAUCGGUCAGGGCGGUGGCCAUCACCAGGCCUCGUCGCCGAACUUACUUUCCGCCGCUUCGCAGUCCUAUCAGAUCGGUUCGGCGUCUGCCAACUCGGCUCCCACGAUGAUCACUCACCAUCAGCUGUCUCCGGUGUCGGCCAACAUCACACUCAUGGGACAAUCGAACGGAGCGAACGGUGGGGACAGCCUAAUCACAGUGUCGUCGUCCGAACUGGUGUCCAUGCAGAGCCCGUCCAGCUGGUCGGCGCUGGCCAACCACCAUGGCCUCGGCAUCGGCGGCGGCGGCGUAGGCGGACAUCAUCAAAUGCCGCCCAUGAAUCCGGCCCGGAUAAGCCCACAGCCCGCACUCAUACCGACCGCUUGCAUGGGAGGCCAGAUGAGCCCCACUUCGGCUGCUUACUACCAGCCCCGACAGACUCAUCCGCCGUUCUACACGUGGUACUGAUCACCCCAGGAUGACCCACCACUCCCCGAAGACUUUUCGCCGUUCUCUUCUAUCCGGACGACAACUCCGCCACCUAAAACCCACAACCCGCCACGUUUAUACCUGCAUUAGUUGCGUUGAACUGCACAUAUCAGUGUCGACACGUUCGCAUUUUUAAUUGAUUUUUCUGUUUCGAAUUUCCGGCGCAAUCCGUCGAUUAUACACCAUAUCAUCAUCUUUGGCAGACAUCGGGUGGAAGCGCAGCUGUAGAUAUAGUAUCUACAGCCACGGACGGAAGUCCUGCAAGAGUUGUUCUGGCAACUUUAACGUAUAGAUACAGCCAUACACUUACCUACACUAAUGAUAAAGUGAAGAUUUAUAGCAGAAUAAACAAUACUAUACAAAUCGAAAACCGCCAAGUCUACUACACAUAACAGGUAUUUCUGGAAAUCGGACGUGAACAACUAUGCGUGGAUAAUAUGAAGAAAAACAAAAUUGCGGCUAUCUUUAGCCUUUUUACUACACUGCAACAUGUCACAAUGCAUUUAUUAUAUUUUUUUAAUACUGUUUACAACAUCUCCUUCAGUUUGAAAACUUGCAGUGUUCCUCGUCGUGAAUACCGUUAACACUGUGGCGCGUUCGGGCGUUUGAUAUUAUUAUUCCAUAAUAAUAAACCCGGGCUCGGACAAUAAUAUAGUGAGUCUAUAAAAAUAAAACCUAACCAAAUAUGUUGGUUGUACACCAUAUUAUAUGCAUAUGAUUUGUAUACGACCGUCGCUUGGCGCCGUGGCGGCCGCGGUCAUUCGUCCGGAGAAACAGAACUGUAUGAACGAUAUUGUAAGAUUUAUAAUAUUAUAUAAUAUCUCGCCUUGACAAUAUACUGCAGUAUUGAGUUAUCAUCCCACUGCGACGCGACGACGAUAACUCAAAAGUGCCACAAUGCCACAUUCCGAAUUGUAUGGCCGAUAUUAUUUUCCCUGUAUACCUACGGUCGCUCGCCGUAAGGGAUGUGCGUUAUGAUGCGUUUACCUAUAUGUAGGUACCUACAAUAUAAUAAUAUAACAAUGCACGUUACACGACGUGCACACCUAUAUGCGUGUAAUAUUAGGUAUGAUGUUGUUAAUAUACUGUUGCGGGUACGAUUAUUGUUGUCGGUAGUCGAUUUUCGGAAAUAUAAUAUUAUGGUCACCACCAGUGAUCGUCCCGUGGCCGAGUGUGCGGCGGGGGCGGGUGAUCGAGAGAAAGCAACAAACGAACAAACAAAUCACAAACAACCGUUAUCGUUUUGAUACUCGUCUUCCGGUCAAGUACGCGGCGCGUUUAUGUGUAUUAUUUGUAUGGGUAUUAUAAAUUAUAUAAAACAUCAGUACAAUACGAUUGUAGUAGGUAGUUAACAUGUGGUAAACGUCACGAAUUCUUUCAUAUCGCUCGACCACCCGCCCGCCCGCCCGCCAGCAGCAUUGUGAACGGGACGACUCCCUUGCGAAACACACCACGCCACAUAACUGACGAUACUUCGUUAUAUUUAUGGUCCAAGGUUGUGAGAAAAGUCGAUUUGAAUUAUUACAACCAUAUACCUACUUGAGGGCUUCCCAAUAUAUAUGUAAUAUAAUAUUCUUCUAUGAUGUAACAUAUACAAAAACACUUGUGAAAUCGUUUCGAUUUAGGUUUAAGUCUCAAACUUUAAUGUAAUAAUCGUAGUAAUUAUUAAUAUAACAAUAUAGUAUGUACAUACUAGCGUUUAAUUUUCUUGUUGGGUAGUCGAAAUAUUUUUUUUGUAUGUUCCUUAUAUUCAUUAUACCUACUAUGUAUAUAACAUUAUUUUUACACAAAUUGUUGCAUGUAAGGAAAUUUAAGCCCGAUUCCUAUUUUUUUUUUAAAUUUUUAUUUGUAUUUAAAUAUAUGUAAAAUUAAAACACUAAUACAACAGUAUAGUAUUUAAAUAAUACUAUUUGCUGUAUUAACUCAUAAAAAGUCAUUUUAGUGACGCAAUAUUUGCAAUAAGUCAAACAAAAAUCGUUUAUGUUGAUUAGAAAAACAAAUUGAUUAAUACUCAUAGCGAUAUUAAAAAAAAACUAAUGAAAAUAUUGAUUUAUAUAUUUCCCGC
Myzus persicae (green peach aphid) is the source of this 4267-nucleotide messenger RNA. Its product is annotated as protein gooseberry-like. Bases 472 to 2181 code for a protein of 569 amino acids. The record is from RefSeq and is a predicted model, not a curated record. Gene Ontology annotation, molecular function: DNA-binding transcription factor activity, RNA polymerase II-specific; RNA polymerase II cis-regulatory region sequence-specific DNA binding. Gene Ontology annotation, biological process: regulation of transcription by RNA polymerase II; anatomical structure development. The transcript is spliced from 9 exons. Lineage: Eukaryota; Metazoa; Arthropoda; Insecta; Hemiptera; Aphididae.